Ochotona curzoniae (black-lipped pika) is the source of this 1587-nucleotide messenger RNA. It is a transcript of the gene CARS2, whose product is annotated as cysteinyl-tRNA synthetase 2, mitochondrial. Gene Ontology annotation, molecular function: ATP binding; cysteine-tRNA ligase activity. Gene Ontology annotation, cellular component: cytoplasm. The transcript is spliced from 15 exons. Gene Ontology annotation, biological process: cysteinyl-tRNA aminoacylation. The coding region runs from base 194 to 1528 and encodes 444 amino acids. The record is from RefSeq and is a predicted model, not a curated record. NCBI's taxonomy places the organism in Eukaryota, Metazoa, Chordata, Mammalia, Lagomorpha, Ochotonidae.
CCGCGACACGGGAGUGCAGGUGUACAACAGCCGCACGGGAAGGAAGGAGCCGCUGGUGGUGGCGCGCGCGGACUCCACCUCCUGCUGCGGACCCACCGUGUACGACCACGCGCACCUCGGCCAUGCGUGCUCCUACGUGCGCUUCGAUGUCAUCCGGAGGCUCCUCACCACGGUGUUCGGCUGCAACAUCGUCAUGGCGAUGGGCAUCACGGAUGUGGAUGACAAAAUCAUCGCGAGAGCCAGCGAGAUGCAGAUCUCACCUGCUGCCCUGGCCACGCUCUACGAGGAAGAUUUCAAGCAAGACAUGGCGGCCCUGAAGGUCUUGCCGCCGACUGUGUACCUGAGGGUGACGGAAAACAUCCCUCAGAUUGUUGCAUUCAUCCAGGGGAUAGUGGCCCGCGGGCACGCCUACCCCACGGCCCAAGGCAAUGUCUACUUCGACCUGCGGUCCAUAGGAGACAAGUAUGGCGUGCUCGUCGCUGAGGUCCCCGCUGCAGCCACCGAGCCAGCCGACUCUGACAAGCGCCAUGCUGCCGACUUCGCCCUGUGGAAGGCGGCCAAGCCCCGGGAGGUGUGCUGGGCCUCGCCGUGGGGCAGCGGCCGUCCCGGCUGGCACAUUGAGUGCUCCACUGUUGCCAGCAUGGUGUUCGGGAGCCAGCUGGACAUCCACACGGGUGGGGUCGACCUGGCCUUCCCGCAUCACGAGAAUGAGAUUGCGCAAAGCGAGGUGUUCCACCAGUGCAACCAGUGGGGCAGUUACUUCCUGCAUUCCGGGCACUUGCAUGUGAAAGGCAGAGAGGAAAAAAUGUCCAAAUCGUUAAAGAACUACGUCACUAUUAAGGACUUCCUGCGCUCCUUCUCCCCAGAUGUCUUCCGGCUGUUCUGUGUGCGAAGCCACUACCGCUCAGCUGUGGACUACAGCAGCAGCAGCAUGCUGGACGCCCAGCACCUGCUGCUGGGGCUGGCCGCCUUCGUGGAAGACUCACGUGCCUACAUGAAGGGGCAGCUGGCGGGCGGUGCUGUCGGGGAGGCCGCACUGUGGGAGAGGCUCAGCCGUGUGCCAGGGAUUGUGAGGGCGGCGCUAGCUGAUGACUUCGACACGCCCCGGGCCGUGGGGGCUGUGCUGGACCUUGUGCACCAUGCCAGCAGAGAGCUCAGGGUGGCCACCAAGGACCCCAGCGGCCCCCGGAGUCCUGCGGUGCUGGGUGCCAUCGUGUCCUACGUGGAGGAGUUUUUUGCGACACUUGGGAUUUCCCUGACGGAUCAGCAGUGUGUUGCAGGAGAGAGCAGCUCGACCACGCUGCGCGGCGUGGUGGAAGAGCUGGUACACUUCCGGCUGAAGGUCCGGCAGUUGGCGCUGGCCACACCUGAAACUGGUGGGGAGGCCCGGCGGCCCCUGCUGGAGGCCUGCGAUGAGCUGCGCCGGAACCUGGCUGCCCACGGCAUCAGCAUCAAGGACAGAAGUAGCACAGUGUCCACGUGGGAGCUGCUGGACCCAAGGAUGAGACAGCAGAAGCCGGGGGGCUGAGGCAGCAGGGCGGGAUGUCCUGGUGCAGUUGUUGGCAGUAACAAUAAAUACAUGGGCGC